AUGUCGACCUUCUUCUACGGCCACCAGCAACAGCACCAGCACCAGCACCCUCACCACGGCGCCGCCACCCACAUGACGACCUCGAACAACCACCAUGGCGGUCGCUCUCGUCGGGGACCGAAAAUGGCUGCGCAGAAUGCCCAGCGCCAGUUCCGCGGUGUCAAAAGUAUGCGGGAAUUGGCUGAGGCUCCCGCUGUAACUGCUUUCCGUGCACGAUUCGAGGCUGGACGCUCGUUUGACUUGGAUGAUGACCUGGAAUUCUGUCCCGGUCUAUUGACAGAGGAUGAUCUGCACUCCAUUCAUUCCGCAUCUUCCGAUCGCUCCUCGCUCUCCAGUGGAUCCCCUGAUUCGUCUCCUCUUCAGCAUCAGAUUCAGCCUGUGCAACAAGUCACGCCUUCCAUUUCCUUGUCUCCUGCGUCGACGAAUGCCUAUGUUCACUCAGGGGUUACUGGUAAUCUUAAUCACGUGAACUACCAACAGCCUUCUGCCGUUCGCACCCGCAAGGUCAUUCCUAUCGUCAACCCCAACACGGGUAUGACCCUGACCAGCCCGCCGACGUCGAUCUCGCCAGCCUCGAUGCAGAAUGCUCAACGGCGGUGGUGA
Messenger RNA from Aspergillus homomorphus CBS 101889, 603 nucleotides. Its product is annotated as DUF4452 domain-containing protein. Bases 1 to 603 code for a protein of 200 amino acids. NCBI's taxonomy places the organism in Eukaryota, Fungi, Ascomycota, Eurotiomycetes, Eurotiales, Aspergillaceae. The record is from RefSeq and is a predicted model, not a curated record. The transcript is spliced from 2 exons.